This is a messenger RNA of Callorhinchus milii (elephant shark), 823 nucleotides long. It is a transcript of the gene rp9, whose product is annotated as RP9 pre-mRNA splicing factor. NCBI's taxonomy places the organism in Eukaryota, Metazoa, Chordata, Chondrichthyes, Chimaeriformes, Callorhinchidae. Gene Ontology annotation, biological process: RNA splicing. The record is from RefSeq and is a predicted model, not a curated record. Bases 52 to 696 code for a protein of 214 amino acids. The transcript has 6 exons.
GAGGGGAGGGAGGGAGGGGGAGCGGUGUGAGGGAGUGGGGGGUUGUGGGUAAUGGCCGAGAGCGAGAGGCGGUCGAAGCGGCGCAAACGGGAGGAGAAGGAGCCCGACGGGGAGCGGGAGAGGGACCGGGACCGGGACCGGUACAAGAAGAAGAAGAAGCGGCUGCACCAGGAAGUGAAGAAAAUCAAACAUGUGGAGACGUUUUACGAGAAGCCACCUCCAGGCAUGGUAAAGGAAGAUGAUGAUAAGCCUGAAGACUGUAUCCCAGAUUUGCCAGGCAAUGAAGGAGCAAGAGACUUCCUGGCACACGCUCCUACCAAAGGACUUUGGAUGCCACUGGGGAGAGAAGUGAAAGUCAUGCAGUGCUGGAGAUGCAAACAUUUUGGACACAGAACUGGAGAUAGAGAAUGUCCAUUCUUCAUCAGUGGAAAUCAAAAGUUAGAGCAUUUCAGAGUAGCACAUGAGGAUCCCAUGUAUGACGUCAUCAGAGAAAACAAGCGCCAUGAAAAGGAAACCAGGAUCCAACAGCUAAAGCAGUUACUGGAGGAUCCCACAUCGGACAGUGGGAGUUCCAGCUCCUUGGAGUCUGACGACAGACACAAAAAGAAGAAAAAGAAAAAAGAGAAGAGAAAGAAAGAGAAAAAGAAGAAAAAAAGGAAACACAAAACACGCAAAUCAAAUGACAGCUCAGAUUGAGGUGAAAGGCAAGAAUCAUAAAAGAACUGUCAUGAACUGUAGCUGAGGCGAAAAGUGAGUGCUUUAUUGGGAACAGAGGAACAGGAGUAGGACAUUCAGCCCCUCGAGCCUGUUCCACCAUUCUAUA